GUUACCCCUUGGUACUAGUUUCAUUCGAACGAUCAUGCGGUUUACACGUUUUAUCCUAUAUUUUCGCGAGAAUGUACGUAUGUGAUGUAAUAAAUUGUAAUCGGGCUCACGAUCGCAAGUUUCUUUAUGCGCUGGCGUGAAUUGUUUUGCCGAAAGUGAAGGAUCUAAAGGUCCCGUUCGAUGUAUUGCCUUUGGAAACGUUCAGAGGUGUGUUGUGACUUUUAAAUGGGAAUUUCGCUUGAACACCAAUUGCUUUUAGCACGCUUUCGAUGCAUAUGCGAUGAAAAAUGGUGAAAAUGAAGGCAGAAUCGAUCGAUACUGAGAAACCAACGAGUCGUGGUGUAUCAAUUAUGAAGGAGAACGUGAUGCACGAUGAUGAUUAUGGUGUUGAAGCAGAAUUGACAAGUCUUUCAUGGCUGCAAUCCCUCGAUAUUACAAGUGCUUCUAGUCUGCCUACACCACCUUGUUCUCCAUCUCCACCCCCCAUAACGCGACAGCCAAGAAAAAAGCUCUCACCCCUGAUCAAGGCCGAAUUAGAUCUAGCAGCGAAUGCUGAGAAGUAUCGAACUGACCCAGACGCAAAACCGCCAUUUUCGUAUGCCACGAUCAUUUGCCUGGCAAUGCGUGCGAAUAAUAACAAAGUGUCACUUUCGAACAUAUAUGCGUGGAUUCGAGAGAACUUCUUAUUUUAUAAAUACGCUGACCCAGCCUGGCAGAACUCGAUCCGACACAAUCUAUCGUUGAACAAAUGUUUCGUGAAGUUGCCACGUUCGAAGGACGAGCCAGGGAAAGGCGGUUUCUGGAAAUUGGACUUGGAAAGAAUGGAAGAGGGUAGAAAAUCGAAGCGACGCGCGACCAUGUCGCAACGAAUUCGUGGAUCAAAGAAGUUAACGUCGGCGAAGGCAUUGGUAACGAACAAUGUUCAAAGCAGUGGUACCCCAUCGAUCAAUUGUCCAUCAACGUUGUACGAGACACCGCCCAGUAGCGUGUCUCCUCCAAUUCCAGACUGUCUCUCAGAGAUUCCUGAUUCUACCCAAGUUAGUUUAAGCGAAGACGAUCUCACUGGUUUGCUAAUUGCUACCGCGGGCUGGGAUGAGAAUCAGUUGGAUCUUUUAGAUUCUCUUCUCGAUACUCUUUAAAAGAUUGACCGGUUAAACCUUUUUGUACACACAAAGAACUCGAAAAUUAUAUAUAUGUAUUUAACUCUCUCUCUCUCUCCCUCUCUCUCUCUCUCUCUCUCUCUCUCUCUCUCUCUCUCUCUUUCUCGACUUCUCAUUAUCCGAGAACUUAUACAUUUACGAUAUCUUUUUUUCAUGGAUACGAGCAAGUGGUUUCAGUUUUGUAUGUUAGGAGUAUUUUCAAUUUGAAAGUUAAUUUAACUAAUUGUGAGAAAAGUUCACUGUAUUGGUAGAGGAAAAUUCACUAUUUGAGAUAGCCUUCGUAAAUCGAGUAACGUUGAUAGAAUUUGAGAACAAUUUCAGCAUUGUAACUGACAUAAAAUCUAGUAAAAUGAUCUGACUGGUCACUACGUGGCUGGUUGUAAAGGGAUAUUUUCAGUGUAGUAAUAGAGUCAAUGGUCCAAUCUAGACAAUUAAUUUCUCUCUAUUAAAUUGGACCAUAUCUAUUUUUCAUUAAUUUAGAUAAGAAUUUUUAUUCAAAACAUACAUGCUGUAAAAACUAAAGGAUAACUCUAAGAAGCAUUUUACAGCAUACUAAGAAAAUCUGAAUAUAUUUAGGUAUUUGGCAAAGUAAUCAGUCGCUGUCAGACUGAAAAAUUCUAAACAGCAUGCUGUUUAUUGUCUUCUUAAUAAUUUGAGAUUUCACCUCAAAAAAAAAAUAGCCUCAGUAAACAAAAAACAGUGCAACUUUUUACGCCAGAUAAAAAUUUCAAUUGGAAUUAAUUAAUUCAAAUAAUAAUAUCAUUAUUUAUUCGCAGCAAUAAUUAUCGUUGUUAUUAAUAUUGAAAUAUUUGUAUUUUAAUACGGAAGACAUGAUUUGCGCUUAUUACUUGACUGAAUACAUUAGACAGUUUAACGAUAAAAUUGAUACCUAAUAAUACUGUGUACGAGAAAUAAUUAUAUAAAUAUUUGUAACACAGGAAUUUGCAGUGUGCCUUCGAAUAAAGAAUACAUAUUUAUGAUAUCAUACAUUUGCCAAGUUGAAUAAUUCGUGUAGAGUAUGUUUCGUAUUCUUGCUUUUAAAAUAACGAAAUACUAAGUGCCUUAUAAAUACAUAAAUAUCGCCAGCAAAACAAAUUAUACUCUCAAUUCUUCACUUCAAUUUCAAUGCAAUUUCUGUUGGAGUGUUAUUCUGCAAAAAUUGAAAUAUAACGCAGACAAUUCGUCAACACACUGAUCGUAAUUCGCUUACGUACGUAUUAACGUUUCGAAACAAUAAAAUAAACAGUGAAAUAAAAGAAAUCUCGCGUGGAUCAUAAAAAAAUUGUCUGCAAUUUGUAAUACUUUUCUGUAAUGUCAUAAUUCUGCAAGAUUUAUAUUUAGAUAGGUAUACAUACCUACACUCUCGUCCAUAAAUCACUGGAUCAAAAUGAGAUAUUUGUGGUCGAGAGUAUAUGCAAGUAUAUCUCCUCUUAUGAAAACUUAAUAGAGUUUUUUUAUAUUAAAAUCCCUGAUAUUAGCACUGAAAUAUCAUAAUCUCUCAAUUAAGUUAACGAAUCGAUAUUUUCUAGAAAUUAUUUCUCUAGAGUUGCAUAUUGAACGGCGAUUACUAUUUAUUAAUCAGAACGAGUAGCGAUUGAGUAGAGAACAAAGAACGAUCAAUUGAUUGUCAUUGUUGUUAUUACAUAUUUCUAUAAAUUUGAAUGAAAAAUUCAUUUCCGUCCAAAUAUUGUUUAUGAUAUUUUGUAAAAUAAAAUAUUUUUAUGCGCACUGUACAUCCUCCUAUUUUUCAUAUACUUUCGUCAACGUUUCUUUUUAUUCUCACUUAAUUAAUAAACAAAAAAAAAGAAAAAAUAAAAAACGAAAAAAAAAGGAAAAAGAUAUGUAUUACCAAUAGGCGUAUUAUUUAGUAACUAUAAAGGUGUGCACAUGAUUUAAUAACUUAUGCACUAAAGUGAUCGUAACUUCUAAGAAUCACUUUGUAUUGAAUUGUAAGUGAAAUGUAGGAAUACACCAUAAAACAGUAUAAAUACUUUGCAUAUGAAUGUUUUACCAAAACGAAAAUAAUUAUUGACUAAAUAUAAAGAGCGAAACUUCCAUUGUAGUUUAUAUUGUGGAUUUUAACAUAUUUUAAUGAUAUUAUUUGUAAAUAAAUCUUUUUCCUUCUCUUAAGUUCGCAUCUACGAUGAAAUAUUUAUUUAAAACAAACGAUGUAAAACCUUUAUCAUAGUGGGUCACUUUGUUUCUCUCGUAAACUCAAAUAUUUGAAAUUUAAUUACACUUUAAGUUU
This is a messenger RNA of Frieseomelitta varia, 3408 nucleotides long. RefSeq names its product forkhead box protein J1-B-like. Gene Ontology annotation, biological process: regulation of transcription by RNA polymerase II. The transcript is spliced from 4 exons. The coding region runs from base 288 to 1139 and encodes 283 amino acids. Lineage: Eukaryota; Metazoa; Arthropoda; Insecta; Hymenoptera; Apidae. Gene Ontology annotation, molecular function: DNA-binding transcription factor activity, RNA polymerase II-specific; RNA polymerase II cis-regulatory region sequence-specific DNA binding. The record is from RefSeq and is a predicted model, not a curated record.